Messenger RNA from Trematomus bernacchii (emerald rockcod), 3599 nucleotides. It is a transcript of the gene stimate, whose product is annotated as STIM activating enhance. The coding region runs from base 693 to 1601 and encodes 302 amino acids. Gene Ontology annotation, cellular component: cortical endoplasmic reticulum; membrane. Lineage: Eukaryota; Metazoa; Chordata; Actinopteri; Perciformes; Nototheniidae. Gene Ontology annotation, molecular function: calcium channel regulator activity. Gene Ontology annotation, biological process: activation of store-operated calcium channel activity. The record is from RefSeq and is a predicted model, not a curated record. The transcript is spliced from 8 exons.
AUGAGUGGGCUCUGCUGGCCAGGGAAGCAGCUGGAUGAACACGAGCCGUGACCUGCAAUUAUUCAUAUUCAAUUCUCAUAAACUAGCUAUUUUUUUUAACUUUCUUUAAAGCAACGAGGAACCAGUGCACCGGUUUUUCUUAACGCACAAAAGGAAAUGUUAAGUUUGCUAGCCGAGUUAGCUUAAUAUAACUGAGUAGCUAGCUUGGGGGCUAGCUAGGUGUAGCAUCUGGAUUUCAUUUUUACUAUGGACGCUUGUCUCUCGCCUGAAUCUCACGUGUGGUUGACAUGCAUUGUACAACACAUUUAAAACAAGUAGCACCGGCCCUUUGUGUCUGAGAAGCUGCAUGACAGGUUAGUUGGUAUGUCAUGAGUGCUGGUUUAGACGGGAUACGUUAUCAUCGCAAAACUAAACUAGCGAUUGAUUUGUAAUGUUGCAGUCGGUUCCUGCUAACAGGCAUUGUAACUUCUUGUAACCUUUUGGCGCUUUUCUUCUCAUGACACCUUAGCUAUGACUGCAUGCAUGUGUGUAGCAUGAGUGUGCGCCUGGACGGGAGAAGAUGCCACCCUCUUUCACCGAGCACUGUCCGGCUUAUCCCAUCGAUUAGCUGACCGACACUUGCUGGAGAGGACUGGGAAGCUACCGUGUGUGAGAAGCUAUUAUCAAUUACUCUCGUGCUGCUCGUCUGUCCCAUGGCUGCUGUCAGCGGUGUGAACAUGCUCGGGGGACGUGGCACUGGCCGGUCCUCCUUCACCAACACCUCGGUGUCCGACAGCCCGGCGCCGGGUACCGAUACCCGGGGCUGCGAGAAUGGAGCCUUAAUGGACUCGUUUGGAAUUUUCCUGCAAGGACUCCUGGCUAUGAUGGCUUUCAGCAUACUGAUGCUGAAACGCUUCAGGGAGCCAAAGCAUGAGAGGAGACCCUGGAGGAUCUGGUUCCUGGACACCUCGAAGCAGGCCAUUGGGAUGCUGUUUAUCCACUUUGCUAAUGUCUACUUGUCAGACCUCACAGAAGAGGAUCCUUGCUCACUAUACCUCAUUAACUUCCUGUUGGACGCUUCUCUGGGCAUGCUGCUGAUCUAUGCCGGGGUGAGAGCCGUCAGUGCUAUCGUAGAGUGGAGGCAGUGGGAGUCUCUGCGUUUUGGGGAAUACGGAGAGCCGGUGCAGUGCACAGCGUGGUUGGGCCAGUGCAUCCUCUACAUCCUCAUCAUGAUGUUUGAGAAAGUCCUCAUCAUGCUGGUCCUCCUCAUCCCUCAGUGGAAGAAGCUGGCUCUCCUCAACCCCAUACAGAACCCAGACCUGGAGCUGGCCAUCGUCAUGCUCAUCGUUCCGUUCUUCGUCAACGCCCUCAUGUUCUGGGUGGUAGAUAAUUUCCUCAUGAAGAAGCACAGGACAAAAGCAAAGCUGGAGGAGAGAGAGGAGGACUCGCGGGGGAACAGCAAGGUGCGCUACAGACGAGCUCUGUCCCAUGACGACUCAGAGUCCGAGAUCCUUUUCUCAGCAGACGAUGAAAUGGACGAGUCGGACGAAGACGAUGUUCGCCGGCUCACCGGCAUGAAGACGGUGAAGAAGAAGAAGCUUCGCAUGGGGAUCCCUGUUUGACCCGUGAUCACAGCGUCAGAUUUCCUCUGGUAGCUGCUCACCUCGCAUAUACACUCCCCUUUCCUCCACAGAUGCCCUUCGACGACAGAAGAAAAAUACUGUAACUGACUUCCCUUUCCUGUGACUCCCGGAGGACGUCUGACCUGGGAUUUCAUUCGACUCGCUGGGAGACAUUCGUUCAAUUCGCCGGGUUCUUCGGAUCCCUGUUGCAUUUUGACAUGGCACAUCUGGGAGUUUCGGAAAAGGAAUCCACCAUGAACAACUCAAAUAUCGUUGAGUCCUAUAUGUACGUGUAAUAGGAAACCGGUAACACUGGUUUCAUAUGUUUUGGACUUCAGUGUGUGUGGUUGUGACAGUAAAAAGCCACAAGGAACAUCAUGCAAACAAACUGUCCUAUGGGUUUGUUACCUUUGAUAUUCUAACAUUUCCAUUAAGGUGAUUGUAUUCCUGAUGUUUAUGUAAAAUGUUCCUUUGUUUUCUCACAUAGAUGUACCACCAUGGCCGUAUGUAUGUAUGUAUGUAUGUAUGUAUGUGUGUGUGUGUGUGUGUGUGUACAGUUGGACAAACCUUUACGCAUUUUGUCAGUGUUUGAAUCACUGUACUUAUGCAACUCUUCCAGCACAGUAACUCACUAAACUACUGCAUAUCUCGUUUGUAAUGUUACUCGUGUCAUUAAUGCUUGCAGCAGCCUUCCAUCUGUAUCUAUUGACCGAGUACUUUCCACUGUUAGACCUGUAGGACUGCAGCAUCCCUCGAAUAUCAGCUCGGCAUGUGUCUUCUUGUUUGUGAUCGUUUUACCGGUGUAUUUUUGUCAUUGAAUGUCUUUUGUCUCGUCUUAGGUUUUUGGGAUCUUUUUUGUAUAGAAUUCUGUGUUAUUUUCGGGCCAAAAAGGUGACUAUGCUUGUUCCAAAAGUGUUCUUUGUUCCUUAACUCCAACAGGGAGAGCAGAUAUGGGAACCAUUUCUUGCACAAUUUCCCAGCUUUCACCUUUCCUUUUUGUGUGAUAGUUGUUACUUUUUUAUGUUACAAAAAUGUGCCUGAGUGAAAUUACCAGCAGGUGUUUGUUGUCUUUUUGUUGGUUAGUUUUUGGACUGUUUUUAUCCAGAGCUCCAGAUGUUCAGGCAUGAAGCAGCAUUCAGCAGGCUCUGAUGUUAAGAAUGUGACAUGCAUAGACCUCUAAACUGUUAAGUUACUGCAGACCAGACAGAGAAAGGGCGUGUGUGUGCGUGCGUGUGUGUGUGUGUGUGCCAGUGUAUAUAUAAAGUAUAACUGCAUGUACUGGCGUGGGCUGUAUGAGUGUGUGUAUAGUGGGUGUGGCUGCUGGUCCUCUUUAAAGUAAAUGGAGAGUGACAUAUACUGUGAUGGUGAUGGUGAUGGUGAUGAUUUCAUUAUGAUGUUUUUGGCAUGUUGGCGAGGAACAUAUGACUGCGCAUUUUAAAGGAGGGUAAUACAGAAUUAUGCAGCAGCUUUGGGAACUCAAUCGGGACAAAGAGGGCUUUUAGGAUUUUUCAAAGUGAAACUACUAGAUCAGAGGUUUUCAAAGUGACCGUGUGGGCUCCAGGAAGAGCUCCCAACAGUCUUUAAAGAGGCUGAAUGAAAGGAAGAUCACACACCCUAAAUGUGUGUGAUCUGAUUGGAAAUGGUUCAGAUAUUCUGCAGUAUUUGGGGACAUUUUAAAAAUGUUUCCACUGUCGGAACUACUCAAUUCCUAGGAUAUACCCUUUUUACGUAUUUGUAGUACGAGGCUAUCUUGACUCAAUUGAUGACUGACUAUGUUAUCAAAUAAUAUAUUCAUGAGACCAUAGGCAUCCAGCCAUUGAGCUAAAGUAAGGAACUAAAAUAAGGGGGGGGGGGCAGAGGGGGUACUUUCUUUUGUUUUCUGAAGGGAGGCCUACUGUCCCACACUUUGAAAACCACUGCUAUAGAUGAGAACAAAGAAAAGUGAUGGAGGUAAAUUAUCAUUCUAAAUGCUUUUCCAAUAAAGGAUGUGAUACACUA